AGUUGUUUAAUUUCAACAUCUUGUAUUUUGUUAUUAUUAUUUAGAAAAAGCAAAGCACAAAAUUGGAAACAAAAAGGAAUACUAAACGCCUACUAUAAAUUCAAUUUCCCUUCUUUCCAGCUUCCGUCUUCCUUCUGAUCUCCUUUUCUAUAAAGUCGGCCAUUGAAGCUUUACUAAGCUUUGGGAGCUUAACAUGCGGCAGUUGACCAACACAAGGCUUUUUGAUUGAAUUAAAGAUGUGGCGCUACUUACCGAAAGCUUUACACCGCUAUGGAAGAUUCAAUCAAUGUCAAAACGCAGUAAAAUAUGCGACUGGAUCAUAUUCUUUAGUCUGCAAUGUCGCAUCUCAAAGUUUGAUUUACAGUUUUUUCCAUGGCUCAAUCUCUAAUUCAUAUUCGACUGGCUGCACUAAAAUGGUUGAAGAUGCCACAAAAAGCUAUCCAGUUUCUGACAUGUUGGUUGAUUCAUUUGGGAGGCUGCAUACAUACUUGAGGAUCUCCAUAUCAGAACGUUGCAACUUAAGAUGUCAGUACUGCAUGCCUGCUGAAGGAGUAGAGCUCACUCCUGGCCCUGAACUCCUCUCCAAGGACGAGAUAGUGCGGUUGGCAAACCUUUUUGUUAACAAUGGAGUGAACAAAAUACGUUUGACUGGAGGAGAGCCUACAAUUAGGAGAGAUAUUGAAGAUAUUUGCUUGCAGUUGUCUGAAAUGAAGGAGUUGAAGACACUCGCCAUAACAACUAAUGGAAUCACUCUUGCGAGAAAACUGCCAAAGCUUAAAGAGUGUGGCCUUACCGCAGUGAACAUUAGCUUAGAUACAUUGGUACCUGCAAAAUUUGAAUUCAUGACACGGAGGAAAGGGCAUGAAAAGGUUAUUGAGUCGAUUAAUGCUGCUGUGGACCUUGGUUAUGAUCCUGUUAAAGUGAACUGUGUUGUCAUGCGUGGUUUUAAUGAUGAUGAAAUAUGUGAUUUUGUUGCAUUAACGCGUGAUAAGCCUAUUAACAUUAGAUUCAUUGAGUUCAUGCCCUUUGAUGGAAAUGUUUGGAAUGUCAAGAAACUUGUGCCUUAUUCUGAAAUGAUGGAGAGCGUGGUAAAAAAGUUUUCUAACCUGAAGAGACUUAAUGAUGAGCGUACAGACACUGCGAAGAAUUUCCGGAUUGAGGGGCACUGUGGAACUGUUUCUUUCAUCACAUCUAUGACUGAGCAUUUUUGUGCUAGCUGCAAUAGGUUGCGUCUUUUAGCUGAUGGGAACCUUAAAGUAUGUCUCUUUGGACCUUCAGAGGUGAGCUUAAGAGACCCCAUGCGCGAAGGUGCUGAUGACAGUGAGCUCAUGGAAAUAAUAGGAAAUGCAGUGAAAAGGAAGAAAGCUGCCCAUGCAGGAAUGUUUGACCUUGCAAAUACAGCAAAUAGGCCGAUGAUACGUAUCGGUGGCUAAGGCUUGGUGGUAUAUCUUUAAGAACUCACAGAUGCUGUUGUACAAUGGCCUUUCGUCAUGGUCCGUGUAGGGUUAGAACCUGAAUGAUGAGAGCCGCCAGUUGAAGCUGUUGGAGCAGAAGUUAGUUAUACUUGAUGUACACAUUAAUAUAAGAAAACAAACUCAUGGAGCACAAAAAUAACAUGGGUUUGGAGUCAUAAUCAUAGUAUUAACUUCAUGUUUAAUACAAUUACAGCAUUGUUUAGCAACAAAAUGAGCAUUCUAAUUUUGAUAUCCACACCUUGAAGAUACAACAACGGAACCACAUUAUUUCUUUGUUUUUCUGUAUAAUUUUUGGUGCACUUCGAGAACUGUAUGCGAGACUACGAUAAUGAUCUUACGCGAUAAUUUUGUUGGGAAGAUGUAAGGUUUAUACGUUUUUUCAAUGUUGAAAAUUCUUUUGGAACA
Molecule: messenger RNA, 1880 nt
Organism: Amaranthus tricolor (Joseph's coat)
Lineage: Eukaryota; Viridiplantae; Streptophyta; Magnoliopsida; Caryophyllales; Amaranthaceae
Product: GTP 3',8-cyclase, mitochondrial
Exons: 8
Coding region: 237-1433 (398 amino acids)
Biological process (GO): Mo-molybdopterin cofactor biosynthetic process
Molecular function (GO): 4 iron, 4 sulfur cluster binding; GTP 3',8'-cyclase activity; metal ion binding
Source: RefSeq, a predicted model, not a curated record